GCGGUCUGCACCACCUCCGUAACCAUGACUGAAGACAACCGUGUCGUGAAGGAGAACGGCGACUGCGAGGCGGCACAUCAUAAAAAUGACAUCAGCAUCAGUGUGAACAUAAGCCCCGCCCCUGGCCUGAUGAGGAAGCAGCUGCUGUGGCAAAACGCCGUCAGAAACAUCAUUGACCAGCACAACCUUUACUCGCUAAGGCUCGCCGGCGGCCUGGAGAGGGGGAGGCACCGCAUCACCGUCACUGACGCCUACAUCGCUGACAUCAACAGGCAGAUUCGUAAUAAGGCGUCUCGUGGUGCGUUCUGGCAGAAACGGCGCUCGUCUGCUGCUCGGGUCCACCCGAUGACGGCAAAGAUCUCGGUGCCGUUAAGUAUCACACAAAACUCACUCAGCGACGCCGACUUCUUCGUGUCCAGGGGGUCGUCUGUGCGAGGCGUUUUCAUUCCAGCGCUGCAGCACACGUUCAAGUCGCCCGACCUGGAGAAGGUGUAUCAGCAGUUUUCGUCGGCUCAGAGAAGAACGUCACUUGUCGUCACCAACGUCAUCGACAUCCUGACCAGACUGCUCAUCCUCAUACUCACCUGGCCGUCUGGCUGGUGGGGCCUGGCCUGUGAUUGGCUGGCUGGCCUGUCAGUCAUCCUGUGGGCGGUGAUCUGUGUGCUGGCACUGGCAAGGAGGGAUGUGAUGUCAUCCCCACAGUGGCUGAGGUACCUGUCUGUGGUCAGCUGGUUCUCUCAGACUGUGCAGGUGUUGGUGGGCGUGUUCAGUUGGGCUGAGAGUGAUCACUCCUGGUACGUCUUCUUCUCUCUCUUCUCCACCUACACCUUGCUGCCCCUCCCCCUUCUGUGGUCCAUUGUUGCCGGGGCAACCACCUCCACUUUGCACCUGCUGCUGGAUGUAUGCUGUCACUACGGCGACCAAACCUUCAUCACUAAGGUGUUGUCCAAAGCCUUGUUGUACCUGGCCAUGAACACAGCCGGUCUGUUCAUCCACUACCUGUCGGACCGGACUCAGAGACAGUCCUUCUUAGAGACCCGGCGCUGCAUAGAGGGGCGAGUGCGACUGGAGAGAGAGAACCAAAGACAGGAGCGUCUGGUAAUGUCCAUCCUGCCUCGGUUCCUGGUUCUUGAGAUGACAGCUGACAUGGCCUCCAUGGACGACUACCUGCUGCCUCAGCAGUUCCACAAGAUCUACAUCCACCACUACAGAGACGUCAGCAUCCUGUUUGCUGACAUCAUCGGCUUCACGUCUCUGUCGCUCGUCCUGUCGGCUCAAGAACUCGUUAAAACUCUUAACGAGCUCUUCGGACGCUUCGAUAGGCUGGCCGAGGAGCAUCAGUGUCUACGUAUUAAGAUCCUGGGGGACUGUUAUUACUGUGUGUCUGGAGUCCCAGAGCCCCAGAGAGGCCACGCCCGCUGCUGCGUGGAGAUGGGCCUCAGUAUGAUCAACACUAUACGGUAUGUGCGUCGGGAGAUCCAGCAGGAGGUGGACAUGAGGAUCGGGGUUCACUCGGGGUCGGUUCUGUGUGGAGUUCUGGGUCUGCAGAAGUGGCAGUUCGACAUCUGGAGCUGGGACGUCGACAUCGCCAACAGUCUGGAGGCGGCAGGAGUGCCGGGGAGGAUCCACAUCUCUCGGGCGACCCUCGACUGUCUUGGCGGGAUCUACGAGACGGAGGCGGGGAACGGCCAGGAGCGCAACGAGUUUCUCCGGAAACACAACAUCGACACGUACCUGAUUCGUCCUGCGCUUAAAGAGGAGGCGGAGCCACCGAGAGCGCGACGCCCGAGUUACGACGACAUGACGUCGUGGAGCGCCGAGCUGCCGUUCGGAGACAUCCUGGGAAUGAACUUUAUCCUCGCCACCUUCACAAACGGCUCUCUAACCCAACUGCCCAAUCAGAUCGCAGUUCAGCACUCGGGCUCUCGUGAGGUGAACAAGAGAAUCUGUCAGGCCAUCGAGGUCUGCAGCAGCGAGCUGAUGAGGAAGGAGCACAUCACCACCUUCACUCAGGUGUUCAAGGACUCCCAGAUGGAGGGGAAGUACUCCCAGAUGAGAGACGAACUCUUCAAGUCCAACAUGGUGUGUUCCUUCAUCCUGCUGCUGCUGCUCAUGGCAGUGCAGGCGCUAAUCCCCGCCCCCAGGUUGUUGUUGAUGGUCGCUCAGUUCGUCGUCUGCUUCAGCAUCUACUUCCUGCUUCUGCUGCUGACUCUGGGGGAGGAGUUUAAGCAUUGCCCCGGCCCCCUGCAGUCUCUCUGCUGCUGGGUUCAUGAAACAAAGUACGCCCGCACGCUGCUCACGCUCACCGCCAUCACCAUCAACUUUGGCGUCGCCUCCUCUGACAUCCUGUGGUGUGACACGUCGGAAUCUCACAGCAACAGCAGCGCCUCUCUGUUGGCUCCGCCCCCCUCCACCACCUGGCCUGACAUCAACAUCUGCACACAUCCCGAGUACAUGGUGCUGAGCGGGGUGGUUGCCAUGGUUACCUGCGCGGUGUUCCUCAGGCUGAGUUGUGUGUUGAAGCUGGCCGUCCUCCUGCUGGCCGCCGCCCUCUACACCUACCUGAUAGAGACACACAGGUCUCAUCACCUGUGCAGGAACGGCGUCUGCGCGGUUCUCAUGGUCAUGUUCUUGGUGGUCGUCCUCUACAACAGCAGACAGCUCGAGGCGACGGCUCGUCUGGACUUCCUGUGGCGCCUGCAGGCGAGGAGGGAGGUCGAGGACAUGAAGGAGCUGAGGGAACACAACGAGUGUCUGCUGCUCAACAUCCUGCCCGCUCACGUCGCACAACACUUCCUGGAGAGAGACCGCAACGACGAGGAGUUGUACUCUCAGUCGUACGAUCGAGUCGGCGUCCUCUUCGCCUCGCUUCCCGGUUUCUCCGACUUCUUCGAGCAGAAGGAGCUCGUUCAUCAGCGCGUCGAGUGUCUCCGCCUCCUCAACCACAUCAUCAGCGACUUUGAUGAGCUGCUGGAGGAGGGGUUCUUCCAGGAGGUGGAGAAGAUGAAAACUAUCGGCAGUUCUUACAUGGCAGCUUCAGGUCUCUCACCUGACGGACAGGACUACGAGGACCCGUGGCAUCACCUGAGCGAGUUGGUUCUUUUCGCUCUGGCGAUGCAGGAAACGUUGAAACACUUCAACACACAAACAGGAAACGACUUCCAGCUCCGAGUCGGUAUCGCUCACGGCCCCGUGAUCGCCGGCGUGAUCGGAGCCACCAAACCUCAGUACGACAUCUGGGGCGUGACGGUGAACGUGGCGAGCAGGAUGGAGAGCACGGGGGUCAACGGGAGGAUUCAGGUCCCCGAGACCACCAGCUGCAUCCUGAUGGAGCGAGGCUUCCUACGGCAGCUCAGAGGGAACAUUUACAUCAAAGGCAUCAGUGAACGCCACGGGAAGGUGGAGCUGUUUCAUCAAAGUGACUGAAACUGAGACCAGCGCUACUUAGGAAGAUUUCUGAAUGAUUUCUAAAGAUGAACCUGCACGUCGUCUGGAUUCAAUAAAACGUUUGAACAUGGAGAAGAAGAAAGUUUGAAAGGAGUUCACCUGGACUCACAAAGGACGUAAAAGAGAGAAGAAGAAGAAGAAGAAGUGACUUUGAGGUUUCCUCCUGUUCAUGUAAACAUCAUCUCAUCUCCUCCACUGGAUAAAAAGAAGGUUUUACUGUAAACCUGAAAACAGGUUGAGAUUUUCCUGCAGUACUUAAACGCAUCACAGCCAUGACUUUUCCCUUUCUAGUUUCCUUUAGUGAAUAAAACACUUCAAUGUUUGUCUGAA
Messenger RNA from Labrus bergylta (ballan wrasse), 3777 nucleotides. The record is from RefSeq and is a predicted model, not a curated record. Lineage: Eukaryota; Metazoa; Chordata; Actinopteri; Labriformes; Labridae.